UGCCUGGCCGGGGCUCCCAGGCCGCCGCCGCCGCCGCGUCCGGGCCCCGCUGCCGCCGCCGGUCGCUGCGCAGGUUUGGAACGCGCGCCAUUUUGUGAGCGAUAGAAAAUCUGCCCGGCCAGGAAGCGCCGCGGAUCCGCCCGCCGGGUCGGGCCCCCCCUGAACUCCCCGCGAGAGGGAGGCGCGCUGCGGGCUCCCUCCGGGGCCGGGGCCCCGCACCACACCGGGGCCCGAGGGCGGCUGGGCUGCGGAGCGGAGGUGCUGCGGGGCCGGGGCCCCUGACCGAAGAGGGGGAAGCGCUGUGCCCUGCCGCCUCCCCGGAGCUUGAGAGAGGAGGCCUCUGCCGGGAUCGGCCCCCCACGGCAGGAGACCAGUGGCCACCCCCCCAGCCCGUGUUGUGUUUUGCUGCUGGACUCUCCCCUGCCACCCACCCCCACAGGAUGAUAUGAGACUUGAAAGAAGACGAUGCAUACAGUGUGAAGUUAUUCUGAGUGCACCAUGAGAUGAGCUGUGGAAUGACAGAUGUCUGAAAUGUUAAGGACUGGAAGAUUCUGAGCCACUGAGGAGAGACUUCAGCAUGCAAACCUUCAUCUGUUCGGCUUGCACCGUCAUUUUCAUUCCAUGCUGCUGGCCUUCAGAUGGCUGGACAGAUGUCCCAUUCACAUCAGCAGUACAGCGAUCGUCGGCAGCAGAACAUAAAUGACCAACAGGUUUCUGCCUUAUCCUACACUGACCAGAUUCAACAACCUCUAACCAACCAGAGGCGGAUGCCCCAAUCUUUCCGUGAUCCAGCUACUGCUCCCCUGAGGAAACUCUCCGUUGAUCUGAUCAAAACAUACAAACAUAUUAAUGAGGUUUACUAUGCAAAAAAGAAGAGGCGGCACCAACAGGGCCAAGGAGAUGAUUCCAGUCAUAAAAAGGAACGGAAAGUUUACAAUGAUGGCUAUGAUGAUGAUAACUAUGACUAUAUUGUAAAAAAUGGGGAAAAGUGGAUGGAUCGUUAUGAAAUUGACUCUUUAAUUGGCAAAGGAUCCUUUGGGCAGGUUGUAAAGGCUUAUGAUCGUGUGGAACAGGAGUGGGUUGCUAUUAAAAUUAUAAAGAACAAGAAGGCUUUCCUAAAUCAAGCCCAGAUUGAAGUGCGGCUUUUGGAGCUUAUGAACAAACAUGACACUGAAAUGAAAUACUAUAUAGUGCAUUUGAAACGCCACUUCAUGUUCCGAAACCAUCUCUGUUUAGUUUUCGAAAUGCUGUCCUACAACCUCUAUGACCUGUUGCGGAACACCAACUUCAGAGGUGUCUCACUGAACCUGACACGAAAGUUUGCACAGCAGAUGUGCACUGCACUGCUUUUCCUUGCGACUCCUGAACUUAGUAUCAUUCACUGUGACCUAAAACCUGAGAAUAUCCUGCUCUGUAACCCCAAACGAAGCGCUAUCAAGAUUGUUGAUUUUGGCAGUUCUUGCCAACUUGGGCAGAGGAUAUACCAAUAUAUCCAGAGUCGUUUUUAUAGAUCUCCAGAGGUGCUACUGGGAAUGCCUUAUGACCUUGCAAUUGACAUGUGGUCCCUUGGGUGUAUUUUAGUAGAAAUGCACACUGGAGAACCUCUCUUUAGUGGAGCAAACGAGGUGGAUCAAAUGAAUAAAAUAGUGGAAGUUCUGGGUAUAGCACCUGCUCACAUUCUUGACCAAGCACCAAAAGCAAGAAAGUUCUUUGAAAAGUUGCCAGAUGGCACUUGGAACUUAAAGAAGACCAAAGAUGGAAAAAGGGAGUACAAACCACCAGGAACUCGUAAACUUCACAAUAUACUUGGAGUUGAAACAGGGGGACCAGGCGGACGGCGUGCUGGGGAAUCGGGUCAUACUGUAGCUGACUACUUGAAGUUCAAAGACCUCAUCUUAAGGAUGCUUGAUUAUGACCCCAAAACCCGAAUUCAACCUUAUUAUGCCCUGCAGCAUAGUUUCUUUAAGAAAACAGCAGAUGAAGGUACAAAUACAAGUAACAGUGUGUCUACGAGUCCUGCCAUGGAGCAGUCGCAGUCUUCAGGAACCACCUCUAGCACAUCUUCAAGCUCAGGUGGAUCUUCUGGGAUAAGCAACAGUGGAAGGGCUCGGUCAGACCCUACACAUCAGCAUCGACACAGUGGUGGACACUUCACUGCUGCUGUCCAAGCUAUGGACUGUGAAACACACAGUCCACAGGUUCGACAGCAGUUUCCUCCUCCACUUGGUUGGACAAGCACUGAAGCUCCUACGCAGGUCACCGUUGAAACCCAUCCAGUUCAAGAAACCACCUUUCAUGUAUCCGCUCAGCAACAGAAUGCAUUACAUCACCACCAUGGGAAUAGCUCCCACCAUCACCACCACCCCCACCACCAUCAUCAUGGACAGCAAGCCUUGGGUAGCCGGACCAGGCCAAGGGUCUACAAUUCUCCAACAAAUAGCUCCUCCACCCAGGAUUCUAUGGAGGUGGGCCAUAGUCACCACUCCAUGACAUCUCUGUCUUCCUCAACUACUUCUUCCUCUACAUCUUCCUCUUCUACUGGUAACCAAGGCAAUCAAGCCUAUCAGAACCGCCCAGUGGCUGCUAAUACCUUGGACUUCGGACAAAAUGGAGCUAUGGACAUGAAUUUAACAGUCUAUUCUAAUCCACGCCAAGAGACUGGCUUAGCUGGACAUCCAACAUACCAGUUUUCUGCUAAUACAGGUCCUGCUCAUUACAUGACUGAAGGACACCUUGCAAUGAGGCAAGGAAUUGAUAGAGAAGAGUCUCCCAUGACAGGAGUUUGUGUUCAGCAAAGUCCUGUGGCUAGCUCGUGACUAAACUGAAACUAAGUUUGUUUCUUGUGUGUUUUUAUAGAAGUGGUGUUUUUCCAAAAAACAAAGUGCAAAGCUGCUUGAAUCAGAAGGAGAUAAACUCACUGAACCGCUACAGGAGGGCAAAGCUGACUAUUUUUUUAAACUUGAAAAAGAUUGCAAAGGGACAAUGAAAGUUUUUUAAGAGCCAUGUCCAAACCCACCUUAAUGGAUAGCUUAAAGGUGUUGUCUCACCUUUUGCUUCCCCCUUUCCCCAUUUUAAGUUGUCACAACCUAGUCAUAAAUUUAUUUUUUCGUCUCCUUCAACAGGGGUUAAUGUUCAAACGUUGGUCUUAGUUGCAAAUUUUUUUUUUUUUUAAAAGCACUGCACAUGAUUUACAUAAAAGGACCCUUUGAGGUUGGUGGGGAGGGAUUGAGUAAUAUGGGUUUUUUAAGUUCCCCAAAUACACAUGGGCACAGAAAUGGAGUACUGUAAGGAAGAGGGACCUUCAGAUUACACAAUAUAUAAUAUUCAGCUGUAAAAAGGGACAGUUGUAAAGGAGUUUGUAAGGCACAUUAAGCAUGCUAAGUGGCGGUGAUCAGAACUCUCCUUAUCUGAAUCUACUGAGGAUCAAAGCAGCAAUUAUAAUGGGAUUCUGUGUGUCUCAUAUUUUGGAGACCACAGUCAGCUAGUAUUGGAAUAUGACUGGUCUCAUAACUAAGGUGCACUGAGAAGCAAUCAACGGGUUGGUCCUGGCCAGUCUUGGGGAGGUCUUAAGUGGUGGUCUUUGGGAUAACCUUUGGCCUUAUGGAUUUGGACUCUUAAAUUAGAAGAGCCUACCAUUUCAGAUGCAAUCACUUUUGGACAUGCUUUUGCAGACAGUCCUUAAUGCUGAAAACAGAGAAUGGGUAAUUCAAGAGGCCUUUCUUUUAAAAUAGACUUUUGUGACCCACUUAUUGUAAGGUAUUGCAAGGUCACUUUGCGUGUGUCAUAAAGUUGACUUCCUUAUUGGUUGAAGGUCACAGAAGUAGUGGUUUGCGUUUGAUGGAAAUAGCUACAACUGUGUCCCUUCCUGCUUUUUUUACUUUUUUCUUUUGCUUUUUCUCGGCACGUGGUUUCUCCACCAUUACUUCUGCACAAAUAUGUCUUCUGUUCAUUCUGAACAUUUUAAAAAAAUGCAGAAUUUUAUGUGACUGCUUUUUUGCCUCACAAUUAUGCUGUGAAUUUUACAAAAAUUUAUUUUCUUUUUUGAUAAUUUAUUGUACCAAAGCUGUUUUUAUAGCACAUAGAUGUCUGUAACCAAUAAUGUAGCAGUUCUGCACUUUGACACAAGGUGUAAUUAGACCAUUUUUAAAUGUCAGUUGAAAAUUAUGGCUGUACUAUUGCUUAAACAAAACUGGAACUGUUGUUGAAUUCAUAGCCAAUACAUUUACAGCAAUCUGUGUACUGAACAUAAUAGAUUGACAUCUAAUUCAAGACUGUAACAUCUGUUACAUUAUAAAUGUAUUCAGGCUUCUGAAGGUAAAAGGGACAUUAGAUCCAGAAGCUAUGAAACCAGCAGUUGAUUCUUGUAUUCCCUAUUAACAUAAAUGUGAACUUGAAGGCAAGACCUCCAUUGCAUGAACAGGUCCAAAACAAUAGUAUGAGUAAAGCAAAAAGCUCUUGAGAGACCUGAAGUUAGCAGGCUGUAUUUAACAGGUGCCUAAUUUUUGGGUUAUGCUGCCUUAAUAUAACACAGUCAGCUUGGCAGUUGCUAAAUUUAUGGGCCCACAUAAAGAUUUAUAAAUAUUAUGAAUAAAAACUCAGUGAAUUAAAGUGAAAAAUAAGGGUAAUUCAGCAAUUACCCAUCCCAGAACAAUGUUUGCCCAUUAGAUAUUACAGAAGCAGUGAUCUACCUCUGCCAGUAAGCCCUUUAGAAAGGUAAUUCAGCAGAAGAAUAUUGCAUACUUGUACUGGUCAAUUCCAUGUGGCUGGCUAGGUCAGUUGUGGUUUUUUGGUUUUUUUUUUUUUUUAACAAGUUUUUUUUAUUGUUUUCUUAUACUUAACAAUGGCAACACAGCAGCUGAAUACUGUGUAAAUGCAAAUGAGAACUUGGGGUUUAUCAGUUUUUGUAAAUCACAAUUUUUUUUAAUCAAGGGAUCCAUAUUUCUUUUGUAUUGACAUGUCAAGCCUGUGAAUGAAAGUAUUUUUGAACUCAGUAGUUCAGAAAAGUUUACAGCAAUUGAAAUGCUGUCAUCUUAGAAACAGAGCACUGAGUUUAGCAAUAUAAAAAGGAAUCCAGUACUUACUGCUGUCUAGAAACAUAAAAGUAAUAUAAAAUAUGGGUAAUUUUUCCUGUGUUGGUUGCCACACUUUAGCAAGCACCAAAAAUUAAAGCCGUUUAAAAAAAUAUUUACAUAAAGAAACAUAAUAAAAUCCAAUGCUUCUGCAUACUGUGUUAUGUUACAGUCCAGUUUUGUGUGCUUUACUACACAGUUUGGUUACAGGACUUCUGUGCAUUGUAAACAUAAACAGCAUGGAAAAGGUUAAAUACCUGUGUUCAGAUUGUAAGAUCUAGUCCGGACUUGCUGUGUAUAUUGUAACGUUAAAUGAAAAAGACAAGCCCUUUGUAUUAUAGUCAUGCAGUCUUAUGUAUGAUAAACAGUUGAAUAAUUUGU
Messenger RNA from Chelonia mydas (Green sea turtle), 5450 nucleotides. RefSeq names its product dual specificity tyrosine phosphorylation regulated kinase 1A (gene DYRK1A). The coding region runs from base 639 to 2816 and encodes 725 amino acids. NCBI's taxonomy places the organism in Eukaryota, Metazoa, Chordata, Testudines, Cheloniidae. The transcript is spliced from 13 exons. Gene Ontology annotation, molecular function: protein serine/threonine/tyrosine kinase activity; transcription coactivator activity; ATP binding. Gene Ontology annotation, biological process: protein autophosphorylation; peptidyl-serine phosphorylation; positive regulation of DNA-templated transcription. Gene Ontology annotation, cellular component: nucleus. The record is from RefSeq and is a predicted model, not a curated record.